AUGAAUCUUCUCGAUUAUCGUGUUCGGCUGACAACAUUACUGAACGAAGACGGAACUAGCACAUCUUCCCGACAAAAGAUGGAAUUGAUCACGAAGAGAUUUUACACCGAUCUCUUUCACUCGUCAGUAUCCGUGUCAAACCUUGUUAUUCUCACUGGAGAAAUACCACCAAGGAUUCUACUUGCUGAAGUACGCGCCGCAAUCCAGACCAUGAAAGCAGCCACGGCUCCGGGCCGGACCAUGUUUCGGUCAACCUCUUACGAGCUGUAG
This is a messenger RNA of Strongylus vulgaris, 270 nucleotides long. The record is from the annotation of a GenBank genome assembly. NCBI's taxonomy places the organism in Eukaryota, Metazoa, Nematoda, Chromadorea, Rhabditida, Strongylidae.